GUUGUCCCAGCCCUAGUUUCAAACGGUUUAAAAAAAAAGAAAUAUCACUUUGUUUCUUGAAAAAAGAUGUCGUUCUUCGGGGUUUAUAUUCCGAAGACGGAAUCCGAGACAAAACAAGACUCCCUCCAACCCGACUCGACACAGACAGUGUCCGCGGAUGAUGGCAAAGCCACGUACGAAUGGCUGAUCUUCACCGAGAAGGCCAAGGCGCUGGACGUACUGCGUACACAGAAAGAGGCGCGACUGCGCGAAUUCCCCAACCGCGAACAGGCCGAAAGCUACGUCCAGUUUGGAUUCGAGAGCGUCGAGGCCAUUGCCAACGACCGCCAGCAGCAGGAGGAGCAGAAACAACAACAGGAGCAGCCUGCGGUUAGCGGGGAGCGCGCUCCCUUCCCCGGACCCACCAAACAAGAGCUGCAGGAGUUCCGCAAGCAGAUCGAGGCUGGAAAGUUGGAGCGCGUAAAGGAGAUCAUUUGGGAGAACCCCCGCUACCUGAUUAGCAACGGCGACACACCCACGAGUCUGAAGGAGGGCCCUCGCUACAAUGCCAUUCACAUCUGCGCCCAAACAAACCAGGCCAAGAUUGCAGAGCUGCUGCUAAAGACCCUCGGGGAUCCAGAAUUCGCCCAGCUGUACGCGGGCAAGGAGGGAAGCCCCAAAAUGUGUGCCGCCCUCAACUCGAAUCUUCUAGACUUCUACCUCAAUAUGCCGGACAAGGCCCGCGGCGAGACGCCGCUGCAUUUCGCUGUAAAGAGUGGCCAUGUAGAGGUAGUCGAGGUGCUCAUCGGCUAUCCACAGUGCAAGUCGUUGCCAAAUCGUGACGGCAAGGAACCCAGGGACAUCAUCUGUCAGCGCAAUGCCAAUGCCUCGCCGGAGACCAUCAAGAAGCUGGAACUUCUCAUGGGCGAUCCACAUUACGUGCCCGUGCUGCGCUCCGCAACCAAUGAACUGCCACCGCAAGUGGGUCGUCCCUUCUCGCCCAACGAGCCACCGAAUCUGCAGCAUAAGAGGGACGAGUGCGAGGGCCUCAGCGUUGACUUGUCGAUCAGUGCUCUCGCCGGGCCAAUGUCCCGCGACAAGGCCAUGAAGUUCUAUCGUCGCUGGAAGACACCGCCACGCGUGGGCACCAACGCAAUGUCCCCGCUGGCCAGCCUGCCGUUCAGCUCGCCGGUAAAGGUGACGCCCAGCAAGUCGGGUUCGAUUCAAAUGUCUCGCAAGAUGCUCUUUAGCCCCGCCUUACACAUGCCCAAUGGCAACGAUUACGAGAGCAACAACAACAUAAACAACGCAAAGCUAGUCCAUUCACUGGAACUGCCAUCCACACCGGUGCGUCAAGCGAAACCAGAACUAUACUUGGCCUAUCGAGACACCGCAUCGAUGUCCAUAACGGAAGAGAUGUCGAUGCUGGACAUGAGCAUGAACCGCAGCCUGAAUGUGUCGGUGUGCACACUGAACGACAGCUUUCGGGAGCGCCACAUCAAGAACUCGGACAUCGGAAAGGGUCUGGAGGUGGUGGGUCGCCAGCUGGCCCGCCAGGAGCAACUGGAAUGGCGUGAAUACUGGGACUUUCUCGACUCCUUUGUGGACAUCUGCUCUGCAGAGGGCCUGGCUCGCCUAGAGGCCUAUCUGCUGGCGAAAGUGGAGGAGUCGAUGAAGACUACCGAGGCCUGGAACUUUUCCCAGCUGCAUCAGAGUCUAAGCACCGUUGUCCAAGCCGAGGAGCAAGUGAAGCAGUCACCGGAUGCGGGAUUGGGCUCAUCCAGGGUUGUUGUGUCUUCUGUUGUAUCGCCCAUAUCCACAACGGCCUGGCGUACCAAAGACAAUGAUGAUGAAGACAGCAAUGAGGAGGACUUCUUUUUCGAUGCGAAAACUGGAAGCAGCAGCGACGAUGAAGAUCAUUUCCGCACACCGCCCGGUAUCCAACCCUACGAGCUCUUUAUCAAUGGCAAAGAGCCAACGAAGCGUGAUUUGGAUGUACUCAAUGCCAUAUUCAAUGUGGAUAUCGAUAAGAAAACGCUGCCGCGUGUCUAUGCAUGGAAGGAGGCCAUGGAGAGUUUCUCCACAAACGAAAUGGAUCUCUUUCCAUCACCCAGAACCGACCAGAAGAAACCGAAGCCAGAAUUCUGGCACUCGGGCACACCCAAGCAGGGAUUGGAUGAUAAUUCAAGUGCGGCCCACACAUCCAUGCAGCCCAAACGACUCUUUGGCACUCCAAAACUUAAUGCUGUGGCCGGAAGAGUGGCAUCAUCUGACUGUGCCACCUCCAGCACCAAUCCUAGCAUUCCGUCAGCAUUGAACAAGAAUUUACUGUCGAUUCCAGCUAAAAACGUAACAAAGUCAUUCCACACGCCGGUGAACAAGAUGCCGGGUCUGUUCAGCAAGUAUCGUGAGACUCAUAGCGACAUAGACUCUCCCCUGGCCAGUAUCAGCAAGGAUGUUCAAGCGCCUGGAGUAACCCUCACGGAUAGCGACUAAUACUCCAUAUUCACUUAUUUAUAUUUAUGUUAAGUUCCUUCUUAAUACCUUGAAUACUAAUACCUGCAAUGAUUGCUAGGGAACGCAUCUCCUGUGGAGGACUCCUCCCCGCCAUUCGUUCAUUUUUAAAAGCAUGUAUAAUCUCACAUCAUUUUUUGUUUUCACUUCGAAAUUGCUCUUUAAAAGGUGCCCUAAUAUUUGGUUGAAUAUUUAAAAAUACUUACAAACUGAAUAAAAAUGAACACCACAUGAA
Molecule: messenger RNA, 2728 nt
Organism: Drosophila serrata
Lineage: Eukaryota; Metazoa; Arthropoda; Insecta; Diptera; Drosophilidae
Product: ankyrin repeat and LEM domain-containing protein 2 homolog pseudogene
Source: RefSeq, a predicted model, not a curated record